Aedes albopictus (Asian tiger mosquito) is the source of this 1753-nucleotide messenger RNA. RefSeq names its product probable cytochrome P450 304a1 (gene Cyp304a1). NCBI's taxonomy places the organism in Eukaryota, Metazoa, Arthropoda, Insecta, Diptera, Culicidae. Gene Ontology annotation, molecular function: heme binding; iron ion binding; oxidoreductase activity, acting on paired donors, with incorporation or reduction of molecular oxygen, reduced flavin or flavoprotein as one donor, and incorporation of one atom of oxygen. Gene Ontology annotation, biological process: xenobiotic metabolic process. Gene Ontology annotation, cellular component: intracellular membrane-bounded organelle; cytoplasm. The coding region runs from base 108 to 1661 and encodes 517 amino acids. The transcript is spliced from 3 exons. The record is from RefSeq and is a predicted model, not a curated record.
CGCUGCGGUGAUCUUCAGUCACUGCCGGACUUCCGUCGCGACUUUUCGCUCAAAUUCAAAAAAUUGGAAAGACAAGUGGGUGUUAGGUUGGAGCUUAAAAACCGGUCAUGUUCGUUACGCCGACCAUCUUCAUGUGGCUGGUAGUGAUCGGGUUGAUCGCGUACCGAUGCCACCGGUAUCUGUUCGAUAGGCCGAAAAAUUUCCCCAGCGGACCACCGAAACUUCCACUGCUCGGCGGUUACGCCAUAAUGCUAAUGCUGAAUUUUUACCACCUGCAUCGGGCGGCUAACAAGCUGUGCGAGUACUACAAGACCAAGAUGCUGGGCAUCUACCUGGGCAGUUUCCCGACGAUAAUCAUCAACGACUUCGGCACCGUGAAGGAAGUCCUGAACCGGGUGGAGUUCGAUGGCCGUCCGGAUCUGUUCAUAGCCCGGAUGCGCGAGAAGAACUUCCUGCUGCGGGGCAUCUUCUUCACGCAGGGCCCCGAUUGGAAGGAACAAAGGCGGUUCAUUUUGCGGUACUUGCGUGACUACGGAUUCGGUCGGAGGUUCGAUGAAUUGGAGGCGGAAACCAAUUCGGAGAUUCUGACGUUGAUGGAGCUGAUUCGGUAUGGGCCGAAGCACAAGCACGAGUUGGAGUUUUUGGCCAAAGACGGGAGUGCGAUGGUGCCGAAUUUGUUUUUCGCGUGUUUUGCCAACUCAUUUUUGUACGUGCUGUCCGGGGAAAGGAUCAACCGGGAGGAUGCCGAAAUUUUAUUCCAAACCGGAAAGUACGCCAUGAUGUUCCAACGGUAUGGCGAUGACUACGGAACCAUCUACAGCCUGCUGCCCUGGAUGCGACACUUCUUCCCCAAUCAAACCCGCUAUCGGACGAUCCGGGAGGGAAGUCUCGGUGUAAACCGCUUCAUCGAAUCCAUCAUCCAGAAGCGUCUGGAAACGCACGAAGAGGGUCACGUGCGCUGCUUUUUGGAUCUGUACUUUAACGAAAUGAAAAAGACGGCUCCACGAAAUGAGGAAACCCGGUUCACAUUUCAACAUGACCAGAUGGUCCUGGGUAUAGUGGACUUCUUCUUCCCGGCCAUUUCCGGCGCUACCACGCAAAUGGCGUUGCUACUGGAGCGACUUCUCUGGCAUCCAGAGGUGGUCCAGAAGAUGCAAGCCGAAAUCGACGACGUCGUUGGUAAUGGGCGACUCCCGUCGCUGGACGAUCGCAUCAAUCUCCCGUACACGGAAGCUACCCUGAGGGAGGGGAUGCGACUAGAUACCCUGGUACCGUCCGGAGUGGCCCACUUGGCCAUGAAGGACACCACCCUGCGUGGGUACGACAUCCCGAAGGACACCAUUCUGGUGCUGGGGUUGGACUACAUCCACAUGCAGAAAGACGUUUGGGGCGAUCCGGAGAACUUCCGGCCGGAACGGUUCCUGGACCACAGGGGCAGGCUUUCGCUGGCCAAGGACGUGUCGGUGCCGUUCGGAGCCGGGAAGCGGCUUUGCGCGGGGGAAACCUUCGCACGGAAUACGAUGUUUUUGAUCCUGUCGGCGCUGGUGCAGAACUUCAAUCUACAAAAGCGACCGGGCGAUAAGAUGCCGGACUUUGGGAAGCGAGAUACCGGAAUCAUCAUAUCGCCCAAGGACUAUUGGCUCAAGUUUGAACCGCGAUAAAUGGCAAGGGACAAAACCAUUCAUAUUUAACUAGAUUAAGGUAGAAUGUAAGCUUAGCUUUGUGUUACUAAUAAAUAAAGACUAGAAAGAAA